Messenger RNA from Castor canadensis (American beaver), 4010 nucleotides. NCBI's taxonomy places the organism in Eukaryota, Metazoa, Chordata, Mammalia, Rodentia, Castoridae. The record is from RefSeq and is a predicted model, not a curated record.
GUAUGUGUGGGAGAAGGAUGGGGCUACACUGGCUGUGGAGACCAAUCCCCGUGUCCGCCUGGACAGAAAUGGCUCCCUGCACAUCUCACAGACAUGGUCGGGGGACAUUGGCACAUAUACCUGCCGGGUGCUCUCGGCUGGUGGCAAUGACUCUCGCAGUGCACACCUGCGAGUCAGGCAGCUGCCCCAUGCCCCUGAGCACCCUGUGGCGAUGCUCAGCACUGUGGAGAGGCGAGCCAUCAACCUGACAUGGGCCAAACCCUUCGACGGCAACAGCCCUCUGAUCCGCUAUGUCCUGGAGAUGUCAGAGAACAAUGCCCCCUGGACUAUACUGCUGGCCAGUGUGGACCCAGAAGCCACCUCCGUGAUGGUCAAGGGCUUGGUUCCUGCACGAUCCUACCAGUUCCGUCUUUGUGCCAUCAACGAUGUGGGCAAAGGACAGUUCAGCAAGGACACCGAGAGGGUUUCCCUCCCCGAGGAACCCCCCACGGCCCCUCCCCAGAAUGUCAUUGCCAGUGGCCGGACCAACCAGUCCAUCAUGAUCCAGUGGCAGCCACCUCCUGAGAGCCACCAGAAUGGAGUCCUCAAGGGUUACAUCAUCAGGUACUGCCUGGCCGGGCUGCCUGUCGGGUAUCAGUUCAAGAACAUCACGGAUGCUGAUGUCAACAACCUGUUGCUGGAGGACCUCAUCAUUUGGACCAACUAUGAGAUUGAGGUGGCUGCCUACAACAGUGCCGGGCUAGGUGUCUACAGCAGCAAAGUGACAGAGUGGACACUGCAGGGAGUUCCCACGGUCCCCCCAGGCAACGUGCACGCGGAAGCCACCAACUCCACCACCAUCCGCUUCACCUGGAACGCCCCCAGCCCCCAGUUCAUCAACGGCAUCAACCAGGGCUACAAGCUGAUCGCCUGGGAGCCAGAGCAGCAGGAGGAGGUCACCAUGGUGACUGCCCGGCCCAACUUCCAGGACAGCAUCCACGUGGGCUUCGUGUCAGGUCUGAAGAAGUUCACUGAGUACUUUACUUCUGUACUCUGCUUCACCACCCCAGGGGACGGGCCCCGCAGCAGCCCCCAGCUGGUGCGCACUCAUGAAGAUGUGCCAGGGCCCGUGGGACACCUGAGCUUCGAUGACAUCCUGGACACCUCACUGAAGGUCAGCUGGCAGGAACCGGCGGCGAAGAAUGGCAUCCUCACAGGGUACCGGAUCUCCUGGGAGGAAUACAACCGAACCAACACCCGUGUGACUCACUAUCUGCCCAAUGUGACCCUGGAGUACCGUGUGACAGGCCUCACUGCGCUCACCACCUACACCAUUGAGGUGGCCGCCAUGACUUCCAAAGGCCAGGGCCAGGUGUCUGCCUCCACAAUCUCCUCUGGGGUGCCUCCAGAGCUCCCUGGUGCCCCCACCAACCUGGGCAUUUCCAACAUUGGCCCCCGUUCUGUGACCCUGCAGUUCAGGCCAGGGUACGAUGGGAAGACCUCCAUCUCCCGCUGGCUGGUGGAGGCCCAGGUAGGCGUGGUCGGGGAGGGAGAGGAGUGGUUGCUCAUCCACCAACUGAGCAAUGAGCCAGAUGUGCGCUCCUUGGAGGUGCCUGACCUCAACCCCUUCACUUUCUACAGUUUCCGAAUGCGCCAGGUGAACAUUGUAGGCACUAGCCCACCCAGUCAGCCUUCUAGAAAGAUCCAGACCCUCCAGGCACCCCCAGACAUGGCCCCAGCCAACGUAACUCUGCGCACAGCCAGUGAGACCAGCCUGUGGUUCCGCUGGAUGCCUCUCCCAGAGAUGGAAUACAACGGGAACCCUGAGUCUGUGGGCUACAAGAUCAAGUACAGCCGGUCAGAUGGCCAUGGGAAAACUCUGAGCCACGUGGUCCAGGACCGAGUGGAGCGGGAGUACACCAUUGAAGACCUGGAGGAGUGGACAGAGUAUCGCGUCCAGGUCCAGGCCUUCAACGCCAUUGGAAGUGGACCCUGGAGCCAGAUGGUGGUGGGCAGGACCCGGGAAUCAGUCCCGUCCUCUGGUCCCACCAACGUGUCCGCACUGGCCACAACCUCUAGCAGCAUGCUGGUACGCUGGAAUGAGAUCCCUGAAGCCGAUCGCAACGGGCUUGUGCUGGGCUACAAGGUGAUAUACAAGGAGAAGGACGCAGACUCCCAGCCCAGCUUCUGGCUGGUAGAAGGCAACUCAUCUCGCAGUGUCCAACUCACAGGCUUAGGGAAGUACGUGCUCUACGAGGUCCGGGUGCUGGCCUUCACACGCGUGGGGGACGGCAGCCCCAGCCACCCUCCCGUACUGGAGCGGACGCUGGAUGAUGUCCCAGGCCCGCCCAUGGGCAUCCUGUUCCCAGAGGUGAGGACCACAUCUGUGAGGCUGAUCUGGCAGCCCCCUGCUACACCGAACGGUAUCAUCCUGGCUUACCAGAUCACACACCGGCUCAACGCCACCACAGCCAACACUGCCACGGUGGAGGUGCUGGCACCCAGCGCCCGCCAGUACACAGCCACCGGUCUCAAGCCAGAGUCUGUCUACCUGUUCCGCAUCACAGCCCAGACCCGCAAAGGCUGGGGAGAGGCUGCUGAAGCCUUGGUGGUGACCACCGAGAAGAGAGACCGCCCCCAGCCCCCCAGCAAGCCUGUGGUGCAGCAGGAGGAUGUGAAAGCACGCAGUGUGCUACUGUCCUGGGAGCCAGGCAGUGACGGGCUGUCCCCAGUGCGUUACUACACGGUCCAGACUCGCGAGCUGCCCAGUGGCAGGUGGGCACUGCACUCAGCCUCCGUGAGCCACAAUGCUUCCUCCUUCACUGUGGACAGGCUUAAGCCCUUCACAUCCUACAAGUUCCGAGUGAAGGCGACCAAUGACAUCGGGGACAGUGAGUUUAGCGAGGAGUCUGAAUCGCUGACCACCCUGCAGGCCGCCCCCGAUGAAGCACCCACCAUCCUCUCAGUGACGCCCCACACCACCACUUCUGUGCUAAUCCGAUGGCAGCCACCAACUGAGGACAAGAUCAAUGGUAUCCCUCUGGGCUUCCGCAUCCGGUACCGGGAACUGCUGUAUGAAGGGCUGAGGGGUUUCACUCUUCGAAGCAUCAACAACCCAGGGGCCAAGUGGGCCGAGCUCACCUCCUUAUACUCCAUGCGGAACCUGACCCGGCCUAGCCUCACGCAGUACGAGCUGGACAACCUGAACAAGCACAGGCGGUAUGAGAUUCGGAUGAGUGUGUACAACGCUGUGGGUGAGGGCCCCUUGAGUCCCCCUCAGGAGGUCUUUGUUGGGGAGGCAGUGCCCACAGCAGCACCCCAAAACGUCGCUGUCCAUGGUGCUCUGGCCACACAGUUGGAUGUGACAUGGGAGCCACCCCCACUGGACAGCCAGAAUGGAGACAUCCAGGGCUACAAGAUUUAUUUCUGGGAAGCCCAGAGGCAGAACCUCACAGAGCGGGUGAAGACGCUUUUCCUGGCUGAGAACGGCGUGAAACUCAAGAACCUGACGGGCUACACCACUUACAUGGUCAGCGUGGCAGCCUUCAAUGCUGCAGGCGACGGGCCGCGGAGUACCCCCACCCGGGGCCAGACCCAGCAAGCAGCCCCCAGUGCUCCCAGCUCUGUCAAGUUCAGCGAACUGACCACGACCUCGGUGAACGUGUCCUGGGAAGCCCCACGGUUCCCCAAUGGUAUCCUGGAAGGCUACAGGCUGGUGUAUGAGCCCUGCACCCCAGUGGAUGGGGUCAGCAAGAUUGUAACAGUGGACGUGAAGGGGAACAGCCCACUGUGGUUGAAGGUGAAGGACCUGGCAGAGGGAAUGACCUACAGGUUUCGAAUCAGAGCCAAGACCUUCACCUACGGGCCUGAAAUCGAAGCCAAUGUCACCACGGGCCCAGGAGAAGGUGCCCCGGGACCACCAGGAGUGCCAAUCAUCGUGCGAUACAGCUCCGCCAUUGCUAUCCACUGGUCCAGUGGAGACCCCGGCAAAGGGCCUGUCACCCGCUACGUCAUAGAAGCCAGGCCUUCAG